This is a messenger RNA of Drosophila ficusphila, 3521 nucleotides long. It is a transcript of the gene Nrt, whose product is annotated as neurotactin. Bases 495 to 3032 code for a protein of 845 amino acids. Lineage: Eukaryota; Metazoa; Arthropoda; Insecta; Diptera; Drosophilidae. The transcript has 3 exons. The record is from RefSeq and is a predicted model, not a curated record.
ACAACAUGGUCAGAUAGAAAAAAACUCUUUUGGACGCCGCACGCUUUUUCCGCUGCUCCGGUUUUCCUUGCCGCACACUAUCCUGCAACACCCACACACAUUCGCCAAACGAACGCGACCAAAAAGAAAACAAAAUCUAAAUCGGCGCAAACAAGGAAUCUCUUUUUAUAUUCCUAUUGUGAAUGAUACUUUGUGCAAGUUAUCUGUUCAAACACGAAAUCAAAAAACCACGCAACUAUUUUUGUGCAUUUUGUUUUGCUCUGUGUCGAGAGAGUGGAUGAAAAAAUAACCGCAAUAAAUCAAACAAAAAAAUCUGUACGCGUGUUAUACACACCUAAGUGUCCUGCAGGAAGGACUUCGCAUUCAUUUAUGCCCCCCGGUGUUUUCACGCUCUGAAGGAUUAUUCCCAAUUGCCACAUUUCAACAACCUCGCGGACACACUGAACAUCAGAAUCCUCGUAGAGUUCUCUAAACGAUCUUGAAGCAUUCACAAGAUGGGCGAACUCGAAGAGAAGGAAACCCCGCCCACUGAGACGACAGCCGCCCAGCAGGAGGCGUUGGACGAGCCCAAGGAAACGGACAAAAUGCUGGACAAGAAGGAGGAGUGCAAGGAGAAGACGCCCAGUCCGCAGACCUCCAAGCCAUCAUCUCCCAAUGCCGGCAAGAAGUCAUCAUCCACACCUGUGCCGGAAAAGAAAACCGAUGGCGCCGAACCAGAGAAAUCCAAGCCGGGAAACGGUGAGGAGAUCAUCGAUAUUCCCGCCGAGAAUGGCACAAAAACCGAGGGCGGCGACGACAAGAAGAUCAGCAAAGAGGAGCGAGAGGUCAAGCCCAAGAAGAUUCCCAUUGGAGGUCUCAAGCUGCCCGGUUUCUUCAUGAAGAACAAACCGAAAGCCGAGGGCGAUGGUGCUGAAGGAGAGCUCCUCGAAAAGGAGGAGGAUAAGGAUAAGGAGGCCAAUGGGGAUGCCGCCGCCGCUGCUGGCAAGGAUGAGCAGAAAUCUCGUCCGGGAUUGGGGGAGCGUCUGCGCAACUUGUUUGCCCGCAAGCCAUCCGCCGAAAAGGAAAAGAAACAACUGGUCAAUGGAGAUGCCGAUGCCAAGUCGGAAGCGACAGCUGAAGCUGCUCCCGCUGAUGAUGCCGAAGCUCCUCCAAAACGAGGACUCUUAAAUGCCAUCAAGCUGCCCAUUGCCAACAUCAUACCGAAAAAGAAGAGCAGCGAUGAUGUGGAGUUGGGAUUGGGUAAAGCUGGUCUGGCCUCCAUGGAAACACUUGAUGACUCCCUCAAGGAUCAGGACACCGUUGACCGCGCUCCCGUCAAGACCAAUGGCACCGAAGAUCUGAAGGGCGAACUCAAGGAUGAAAAGCUGGCGGCGGAGGAGAAGCUGGCCGCCGAGGAGGAGGAGCAGAACCGACCCGUCUCCCUGUUGACUCGCCUGCGUGGCUACAAGUGCAGUGUGGAUGAUGCUCUCAUCGUCUUUGGUAUUCUGCUGUUUGUGCUCCUCUUGGCCGUUAUUGGUUAUGUGCUGACCCACGAGACUUUGACAUCGCCGCCGCUGCGGGAGGGACGCUACAUCAUGGCGGUGACGAGCUGCGGACCCGUGGAGGGUGUUAAGGAGGAUGGAGCCUUCGCCUUCCGUGGCAUUCCGUAUGCGAAGCCACCGGUGGACAGGCUGAGAUGGAAGCCGGCGGAGUUGAUCGAUGACAUCAACAUGUGCUGGAAUGAUACUCUGCCCACGCACAACAGCAGUGUGGUGUGCACCCAGAGAUUGGGCAACGGCACCACCGUGGGCGACGAGGACUGCCUCUACUUGGACGUGGUCACCCCGCAUGUGCGCUACAACAACCCACUGCCAGUGGUGGUCCUGAUUGGCGCUGAAUCCUUGGCUGGUCCCUCGCCGGGCAUCUUGCGUCCAUCGGCUCGCUAUUCGCGAUCGCACGACGUGAUCUUUGUGCGUCCCAAUUUCCGCUUGGGUGUCUUCGGUUUCCUUGCUCUGGAUGCUCUGACCAAGGAGGCACAUCCGCCCACGUCUGGCAACUAUGCACUCACCGAUCUCGUGGCUGUUUUGAACUGGAUCAAGCUGAACAUUGUUAACUUCGGUGGCGAUCCGAACUCCGUCACUUUGCUGGGUCAUCGCGCUGGAGCCACUUUGGUGACCCUGCUGGUCAACUCGCAGAAGGUGAAGGGUCUCUACACCAGGGCAUGGGCCUCAUCUGGAUCGGCCAUUCUUCCUGGAAAACCCCUGGGCGAAUCUAGCAAACUCAACGAGCAGCUGAUGGCCACUUUGGAGUGCGCGGAUGUGGAGUGCCUGCGCGAUGCAUCGAGUGAGCGACUGUGGGCCGCCACUCCCGACACCUGGCUGCACUUCCCGGUGGAUCUGCCACAGACACAGGAGGCGAAUGCCAGCGGCAGCCGUCACGAGUGGUUGGUUCUCGACGGCGACGUGGUCUUUGAACAUCCCUCGGACACCUGGAAACGCGAGCAGCUCAGCGAGAAGCCAAUGCUGGUGAUCGGCGCCACGGCCCAUGAGGCGCACACCGAGAAGCUGCGGGAGCUGCACGCCAACUGGACGCGCGAUGAGGUGCGUGCCUAUCUGGAGAACUCACAGAUUGGCGCUUUGGGUCUCACCGACGAGGUUAUUGAGUUGUACAACGCCAGCAGCUAUGCGUCACUCGUGGCCAUCAUCUCGGACAUACGCAGCGUGUGCCCGCUGCUGACGAUCGCGAGACAGCAGCCGACAGUGCCAUUCUAUGUGGUCACCCAGGGCGAGGGAGUCGACCAGCUGGCCAAUGUGGACGCCGAUGUCCAGGCCAUUCUGGGUCGCUAUGAGCCGCACACCGUGGAGCAGCGCCGCUAUGUGUCGGCCAUGCAGCAGCUAUUCUACUACUAUGUGUCUCAUGGCACGGUGCAAUCGUUCAUCCACGACCGUCGUGUGAUCAAUGUCGGCCAGGAUGCGCAGCCGCAGGAGGACUACUCGCUCUGCAAUUACUGGAUCAGCAAGGAUAUAGUGCCGCGAUAUGCGCGCGUCGAUUAAGCAAACCAAAAUCCCACAAGCUAACAACACUUCUCCCCUGACUUUAGCCGCCUGGGGGAUCGAUUUAUCUCAUUCAGCUUUGUCGCUGCUUCCAUUUCUAUUAAAUUUAAAGCUACAUGCAUUUAUUCAACAUCAAAACUUGUCAAAAAAAAAGUAAAAGUUCGAUCAUUUGGAUUUAAAUUGUAUUAAAUCCAAAUCCCUUAAAUUUAAUAGAAAUCGAGAGCCGGAAUUCAAAGCUUCGUUUUCCUGACUUUGUGUCGAGUUUAGUUUAGCCUAAGUGAAUCUAGUGUUUAUAUAUAUAUAUAUAAAUAUGUCUAUCGGACAACUGUAUAUUUAGUUCUCGUACAGUUUAAGUUUAAAGUCUUUUAAGUUACAAUGACUCCAUCUCUCUAAUCUUAACUUUAACGAACACAAAACACACACAUACACGAAAAGCAAAAACACAAAUAAAACAUCACAAAACAUACAAUAUUAUACUUGAAAAGUAUA